Pezoporus occidentalis (night parrot) is the source of this 745-nucleotide messenger RNA. Its product is annotated as coenzyme Q-binding protein COQ10 homolog A, mitochondrial-like. Gene Ontology annotation, molecular function: ubiquinone binding. The record is from RefSeq and is a predicted model, not a curated record. Gene Ontology annotation, cellular component: mitochondrion. NCBI's taxonomy places the organism in Eukaryota, Metazoa, Chordata, Aves, Psittaciformes, Psittacidae. Bases 31 to 690 code for a protein of 219 amino acids. Gene Ontology annotation, biological process: cellular respiration; ubiquinone biosynthetic process. The transcript is spliced from 4 exons.
GGGCUGAGAUGGGACCGGGAAGGGACCGGGAUGGGACCGGGAUGGGGCCGGGAUGGGGCCGGGAAGGGGCUCCCGGUGACGGCCCCGUUUCCCCCCUCCAGCCCCGCGGCGCUGAGCGGCCUCCGGGUGCUGCCCAGUGCCGAAUGGGACCCGCGGCUCCAGCCCGUGCGGUGCUUCCUGAACCUCAGCACCAAGAGGAAGGAGUACUCGGAGCGGCGAAUCAUAGGGUACUCCAUGCAGGAGAUGUACGCCGUGGUGGCCAACGUGGAGGACUACAAGCACUUUGUGCCCUGGUGCAAGCGCUCGGUGGUGCUGGCGCGGCGCGCGGGGCACCUCAAGGCCCAGCUCGAGGUCGGCUUCCCCCCGGUGCUCGAGCGCUACACGUCCAGCGUCACCCUGGUGCGCCCGCACCUCGUCAAGGCUGUUUGCACCGAUGGGAAGCUCUUCAACCACUUGGAGACCAAUUGGCGCUUCAGCCCCGGCAUCCCCGGCUACCCGCGCACCAGCACCGUGGACUUCUCGAUCUCCUUCGAGUUCCGCUCCCUCCUGCACUCCCAAUUGGCCACCGUGUUCUUCGACGAGGUGGUCAAGCAGAUGGUGGCCGCCUUCGAGCGCCGCGCGGCCGCCAGCUUCGGGCCCGAGACGCGCAUCCCGCGGGAGCUCAUGUGCCACGAGGUCCAUCAGACGUGAGGGCGGCCCCGGGGCACGGACUGGGACUGGACCCCCCCCCAAGCUAUUUAUAUGG